AUGGUAGAGCUACGACCACGUCCAAUCUCAAAACCAGGCUCGAGUGACAAAACACCAGCCUCCAACGAACAAUCCCAAUCGGUCCUGCGGGCCCAAAUCCAAGCCGUAAAGAAGCGACUGGCCGAAGUCGACAAAAAGUAUCACUUUUAUGAAACGAGAACUCCGUCCGGCGCUCGCGGUACGGCCGCCAUGCUGGCCUUCUGGGACGAACUGCUGCGGCAGUACAAUUAUCUCAACCGACGGUUGAGCCAGUCAUCUAGAAGGAUAGCCUCGGCUAAUAAAGAGGAGGAAAGGAAGAUAAAACUCGCGAACGAUAGACGGUUGGCUAGGAAUCGUGGUGAGGGUGCUUCCACGGUCAGGGAUUCUUCCAGAACGACUUACCGAUUGAGGAGUGGUUACUUUAUCUUGGACGACGAACUUGCUGAUUCCUGCACAAAUAUCUAG
Aspergillus melleus is the source of this 444-nucleotide messenger RNA. RefSeq lists its product as uncharacterized. The record is from RefSeq and is a predicted model, not a curated record. The transcript has a single exon. NCBI's taxonomy places the organism in Eukaryota, Fungi, Ascomycota, Eurotiomycetes, Eurotiales, Aspergillaceae. Bases 1 to 444 code for a protein of 147 amino acids.